Molecule: messenger RNA, 1562 nt
Organism: Impatiens glandulifera
Lineage: Eukaryota; Viridiplantae; Streptophyta; Magnoliopsida; Ericales; Balsaminaceae
Product: polyadenylate-binding protein RBP47-like
Exons: 6
Coding region: 111-1259 (382 amino acids)
Cellular component (GO): cytosol
Molecular function (GO): mRNA binding
Source: RefSeq, a predicted model, not a curated record
AGAUCUCCAGACCGAUCCCCAAUCUCACUGAAUUCUCUUCCAAGGUGAGGUUUUUUUGAACAAGAAGAUAUUCAUUCAUACCAGAAAUAACUAAUUUCCGAACUUCGAGGAUGAUGCAAUCAACCAACGGUGCAGUUGAUCUUAAACACCAGCCGCCGCCGCCGCCGCAGAUGUACAACCAUCAACCGCACCAAGUUCAUCCUCAACAACACCUAUGGAUGCAGUAUUAUCAGCAACAAUGGAUGGCCAUGCAGUACCCUGCUGCGGCCAUGGUAAUGCAGCAACAACAACUUUUGUACCCACAACAGCAACUUUACGUUCCUUAUCAUCAUCUUCAGGCUUAUCAACAACCUCAGUUUAUGUCACAACCUCAGAUUCUCUCAUCUUCUGAUGAUGAUAAUAGGACGAUCUGGGUAGGCGAUCUUCAGCAAUGGAUGGACGAAACUUACCUCCAUAGUUGUUUCUCUACCACCGGCGAGGUUUCAUCUGUUAAGAUUAUUCGCAACAAGCAUACUGGUCACUCAGAGAAGUAUGGUUUUGUGGAAUUAACUUCUCAUGCAGCUGCUGAAAAGGUUUUGCAGAGCUUCAAUGGCCUUCCAAUGCCCAGAUGUGAUCAAAUCUUUCGCUUAAACUGGGCAACUUUCAGCACUGGAGACAAACGCGGAGAUGCCAGUUCUGAUUUCUCUAUAUUUGUUGGAGAUUUGGCUAUAGAUGUUAAUGAUGCAUUACUGCUUGAAACUUUUUCUAGUCAGUAUCCAUCUGUUAAAGGUGCAAAAGUGGUGGUUGAUACUAAUACUGGGCGUUCAAAAGGUUAUGGCUUUGUUAGGUUUGAUGAUGAGAAUGAAAGGUCAAGGGCCAUUAGUGAAAUGAAUGGCACAUAUUGUUCCAGUAGACAAAUGCGAGUUGGUGUGGCAACCCCAAAGAGGCAUCCAGGACAACAACAAUAUUUAUCACAAUCCCUGGUAUUAAAUGGUGGAUAUGCACCUAAUGCUGCAUCACAUCAAAAUGUGCAGUCUGAUAAUGAUUUAGUUAACACAACAAUAUUUGUUGGAGGGCUUGACUCUGACGUUACUGAUGAAGAUCUCAGGCAAUCUUUCUCUCAAUAUGGGGAGAUUGUUUCCAUAAAGAUUCCCUCUGGGAUAGGGUGUGGAUUCGUGCAAUUUUCUAAUAGAAGCAAUGCUGAGGAUGCAAUCCAAACCCUUAAUGGGACUGUUAUUGGAAGGCAAACUGUUCGGCUUUCCUGGGGCCGUAGUCGGUAAGCAGUUGAGAAAUUGACAAUAAUCUAAAGAGUGGUCCAUCCUCGAAAGAUUAAGAUUAUUAUUGAGGCCAUGUUAUAGCUGAUGAAGAAUUUAUUCAAAUGAUAUUGUUAGUACUUGUGAUCCGAACUAUUUCGGAGAGUUCGUAGAUUCUAUAUAGUCUAUGAGACUGAAUAUUUUGUGUGUUGGAUGUUAUAAUUUGUCCUUUUAUUCUUUCAAAAGAGAAGACCUGAAAUUUUGUAGCUUAAAUAGAUUUUGAUACUUGAAUUCUUUUUCCUUUAUAGGAUUAUUAUGAUUCCUUUUGAA